Messenger RNA from Striga hermonthica, 735 nucleotides. NCBI's taxonomy places the organism in Eukaryota, Viridiplantae, Streptophyta, Magnoliopsida, Lamiales, Orobanchaceae. The record is from the annotation of a GenBank genome assembly.
AUGGGCGGCGGGCACUCCGAUUCUUCACCGCUGGUGGCGCCGACGCCCGCCGAAGACCCUUCUGAGAUUGACCUCGAGGCGGGGCCUGAUGAGCAAAUUCAGUGCCGUAUUUGCCUCGAAACCGACGGUAGGGAUUUUAUUGCUCCUUGCAAGUGCAAAGGGACAUCAAAAUAUGUUCACAGAGAAUGCCUGGAUCAUUGGCGUGCUGUGAAGGAAGGGUUUGCCUUUGCUCACUGCACUACUUGCAAGGCUCCUUAUUAUCUCAGAGUACAUGGUGUUGCCGAUAGGAAAUGGAGAACAUUGAAGUUCCGAUUUUUUGUUACUAGAGACAUUUUAUUUAUAUUUUUAUCCGUGCAACUGGUUAUUUCUCUCUUUGCAUAUUUGGUGUAUCUUAUAGAUGGUUACCAGAAAUUUUGGUUUCGUCUGACAUGCGGUUUUGACAGUGAAAUUAGCUUCUACUACAUCUGUGGAGCAUUAUUGUUUUUCGCUUUGCUUGGCUUAUCCGGAUGCUUUAUAACUUGUUACGACAGAAGAGUGCGAAAUGAUCUGGCUCAGCCUUGUCGAGAACUUUGCCUUUGUUGUUGUCAUCCUGGCAUAUGUGCCGACUGCCACUUGCCUGGCACUCUUUGCAUGUGGGCUGAUUGUACCUCGUGCUUCGAAGUGUACUGGUGGCCACAAUGGUCGGGCAGAGGAUUUGGCAGAGGCACUAUCACAUACUCGCCAAAAGAAUGCUAA